Ilyonectria robusta is the source of this 981-nucleotide messenger RNA. RefSeq lists its product as uncharacterized. NCBI's taxonomy places the organism in Eukaryota, Fungi, Ascomycota, Sordariomycetes, Hypocreales, Nectriaceae. The record is from RefSeq and is a predicted model, not a curated record. Bases 1 to 981 code for a protein of 326 amino acids. The transcript is spliced from 4 exons.
AUGGCUACUCCUAUCAUGAAGAUUGCGGUUUUGGGCGCCACCGGCCAGACUGGCUCGGUCAUUCAAGUCACGGCCCUCACAAGACCUUCGUCCCUGCAGAAGCCGGCAGUUCUGGAACUGCAGAAGCAGGGCGCAGAAAUCGCGAAGAUCGAUCUUGCCGGCCCGGAGGAUGAAAUCACCAAAGUGCUCCUUGGUACAGAUGUUGUCAUAUCUACCAUUUAUGGUGGUAGUGUCAUGGACGAGGUUCCCCUAAUCAACGCUGCUAAGGCUGCAGGUGUUCAACGAUAUUUGCCAUGCUUCUUUGCGACUGUUGCCCCUCCUAAGGGGGCUCUUCUGCUGAGAGAAAUGAAAGAGGAUGUGUUGAAUCAUAUUAAGAGUGUCAAAAUACCAUACACUGUUAUAGAUGUUGGCUGGUGGUAUCAGGUCAACCUGCCUCGCCUUCCUUCUGGUCGCAUCGAUUACGCCGUGAUGGAAUCCACUGAUGGCAUAGCUGGUAAUGGCAAUGUCCCAAUAGCCUUUACGGAUUUACGCGAUAUCGGGACAUAUGUUGCGCGUAUCAUCUCAGACCCUCGCACACUCAACCACAUGGUAUUUGCAUACAACGAAGUCCUCACGCAUAAUCAGAUGUAUGACGUGUUGGAGAAAGCCAGUGGGGAGAAGCUUCAACGCAAAUAUGUUGCUGCCCAAGAGAUCAAGUCUCGUAUCCACGAUGUGGAAACAACCAAUCCCGCCGCAGACUCUGCUGAGUUCGUGGCGCUCACCCAGCUGCAAUACUGGUAUUCAUGCGGCAUCAGUGGGGACAAUACCCCUGAUAACGCUAGGUACUUGGGAUACCUCUUGGCAGAGGAUUUGUAUCCUGAUUUCAAAGGGGUCACUCUGGAGGCUUACGCGCAAGAGGUCCUUGAAGGAAAGGGAAAACGAGUCUAUGAGCACCUAAUGAAUUUGCCCUCUAUCAAGGCGAUUAAUAAGGCCUGGCAGUAG